GAUCACUGUAUUUUAAUAUGAUAUUAAUGAUUAGUUUUUUCUGCACUCCUAUGCAUUUUACUUUAUAUAUCUAAAUACAAGACUCUGGAGUCCUUUGGCUUCUCCAGAUCAGAGGGGUCUGUGACAAAAAGAUUUUUCAGUUGUUCCUUUUAACGUAGAGCGCCAGGAGGUCGUGCUCCACAAUCUACCACGCAAAGGGCCAGAAGAGUUAUCUCGGGCAGUUACUUAUUAAUCACAGCUCCCAGUAGGGAAGGGGUGGGGGGCGUAUGCUCCAAGGGAAGGAGGCACCCCAAGUGGCCCCCUAUCCCGGAAACGCCUCGGGGGGGGCCCUGAGGUAUAUUCAGUUAGGUGCUAGGUGGUUGGACCCGGGGAGGGUGCAGGCCGAAGAAGGGGGCGCCACUCGACUGGGCCAGUACAGCAGAGACCUCCAUCUCCUUGGCGGUACGAAACCGCCAUCAACCGCUUAACCGCCGGCGGAGUUCGGCAGAGAGGAGGCGGGGCCUGCACACCCCCCCCCUUCCCGCCUCCCCUCUCCCUCUCGCGGUCCCCACUCAAGGGGCGAGCCUGGGUAGUCCCGGGCAGGCUCCGCCCCCUCGCGAGAGGCGGCGGUCAUUGGGCUGCGGGGCUUUUUUUGCGGUCGUCCUACUUGCGAGGAGAGGGCGGAGUCGGGGAGGAGGCCGCCUUCGGAAGGCGGGGGAGAUUGUGGAGCGCGGCCGGUCUGAGAGCGGAGCCGGGGGCGAGGACCCGGACGAAGCCGAAACCAGGGAGGGUUCCUUGAGCGCGUCGGUCCAGAGCGAAGCUUCCCGCUGCCGGAGAAGAACGGUCCCCGUAGACUCCUCUCCCUCCUUCCGGCCGCGGCUUCCUCUACGCCUCCCUCCUGCUCCUCCCCGCCCCCUAGUCCGGAGGAGGAGGACGGGGGCGGUGGUUGGAAGAAGAAGGAGGAGGAGGAGGCGGCGGGCGGAGAUCGUGCUCCCCCUUUUCCCUCGGUGGCGGCAGCGGCAGUAGCGGGGGCAGGACAAUGGAGGUGGCUGUGGAAAAAGCGGCCGUGGCGGCUGCGGCGGCGGCGGCGGCUGCGGCAGCGUCGGGGGCCCUGGCGGCCGCGGCCCCGAGUGGGGAGAAUGAGGCCGAGAGCCGGCAGGGCCCGGACUCGGAGCGCGGCGGGGAGGCGGCCCGCCUCAACCUGUUGGACACUUGCGCCGUCUGUCACCAGAACAUCCAGAGCCGGGUGCCCAAGCUGCUGCCUUGCCUUCACUCCUUCUGCCAGCGCUGCCUGCCCGCCCCCCAGCGCUACCUCAUGCUGCCCGCCCCGCUCUUGGGGGCCGCCGAGACGCCCCCCCCUGCUGCCACCGCCGCCGCCACCACCGCACCCCCUGGCUCCCCAAUCUCCGCCACCCCUCCAUACAGCACCCAAGUUGGAGUCAUUCGUUGUCCAGUUUGCAGCCAGGAAUGUGCAGAGAGACAUAUUAUAGAUAAUUUUUUUGUAAAAGAUACUACAGAGGUUCCCAGCAGCACGGUAGAAAAGUCUAAUCAGGUUUGCACAAGCUGUGAAGACAAUGCAGAAGCUAAUGGGUUUUGUGUAGAAUGUGUUGAAUGGCUUUGCAAGACUUGUAUUAGAGCUCAUCAGAGAGUAAAAUUCACAAAGGACCACACUGUCAGACAGAAAGAGGAAGUAUCUCCAGAAGCUGUUGGUGUAACCAGUCAGCGACCUGUAUUUUGCCCUUAUCAUAAAAAGGAGCAAUUGAAACUCUAUUGCGAGACCUGUGACAAACUAACAUGCCGAGAUUGCCAGUUAUUAGAACAUAAAGAACAUAGAUAUCAGUUUAUUGAAGAAGCUUUUCAGAAUCAAAAAGUGAUCAUAGAUACAUUGAUCACUAAACUAAUGGAAAAAACAAAAUACAUAAAGUUUACUGGAAAUCAGAUUCAAAACAGAAUAAUUGAAGUUAACCAAAAUCAAAAACAGGUGGAACAGGAUAUUAAAGUUGCUAUAUUUACUUUGAUGGUAGAAAUAAACAAAAAAGGGAAAGCUCUUCUGCAUCAGCUAGAGAGCCUUGCAAAGGACCACCGCAUGAAACUUAUGCAGCAACAACAGGAAGUGGCAGGACUUUCAAAACAGUUGGAACAUGUCAUGCAUUUCUCCAAAUGGGCAGUUUCAAGUGGCAGCAGCACAGCUCUACUCUAUAGCAAGCGCCUGAUUACAUAUCGAUUACGGCAUCUCCUUCGAGCCAGAUGCGAUGCUUCACCUGUGACCAAUAACACUAUUCAAUUUCACUGUGAUCCUAGCUUCUGGGCUCAAAAUAUUUUCAAUUUAGGUUCUUUAGUAAUCGAAGAUAAAGAGAGCCAGCCACAUAUGCCUAAGCAGAAUCCUGUGGUGGAACAGAAUUCACAGCCACCAGGUGGUUUAUCUUCAAACCAAUUAUCCAAGUUUCCAACACAGAUCAGCCUAGCUCAAUUACGACUCCAACACAUGCAGCAACAGGUAAUGGCUCAGAGACAGCAGGUGCAACGGAGGCCAGCACCUGUGGGGUUACCAAACCCUAGAAUGCAGGGGCCCAUCCAGCAGCCUUCCAUCUCUCAUCAGCCCCCUCCACGCUUGAUAAAUUUUCAGAAUCACAGCCCCAAGCCUAAUGGACCAGUUCUCCCUCCUCAUCCUCCCCAACUAAGAUAUCCUCCCAACCAGAAUAUACCACGGCAAGCAAUAAAACCCAAUCCACUACAGAUGGCAUUUUUGGCCCAGCAAGCUAUAAAACAGUGGCAGAUUAGCAGUGGACCAGCAUCAACUGUUCCUUCAACUGCCAGUAGUACUACAUCUACUCCUUCUAGCCCUACCAUUACUAGUGCAGCAGGAUAUGAUGCCAAAUCUUUUGGACCACCUAUGAUUGAUCUGAGUUCUCCAGUUGGGAGUUCCUAUAAUCUUCCUUCUCUUCCAGAUAUUGACUGUUCAAGUACUAUCAUGCUAGAAAAUCUUGUGAGGAAAGAUGCUAGUAUAGAACACAACCAACCAAGACCUCCUUCAAACAGAACAGUCCAAUCACCAAAUUCAUCUGUACCAUCUCCAGGCCUCCCAGGACCGGUAACUAUGACAAGUGUACAUCCACCAAUCCGCUCACCUAGUGCCUCCAGUGUUGGAAGUAGAGGAAGUUCUGGCUCUUCCAGCAAACCAACAGGAGCUGAUUCUACACACAAAGUCCCUGUGGUUAUGUUGGAACCAAUAAGAAUCAAGCAGGAAAAUAGUGGACCACAUGAGAAUUAUGAUUUUCCUAUUGUUGUGGUAAAGCAAGAAACAGAUGAAGAACCUAGAUCUCAAAAUACCAACUUUCCAAGAAGCAUACUUACCUCGUUGCUCUUGGAUAGUAAUCAUAACACCACAUCUGAGGAAACUGUUUUAAGAACAGAUGCUCCAGAUAGCACAGGAGAUAGACCAGGACUUCAAGCAAGUCCUUCAAAUGGAAAGUCUGGAUGGGGAGGCACCUCACAGAAGUCACCACUUCAUGCUGGAGAAAGUAGAAAAGAAGAUGACCCCAAUGAAGAUUGGUGUGCAGUGUGUCAGAACGGAGGAGAACUCCUUUGCUGUGAGAAAUGUCCUAAAGUCUUCCAUCUUACCUGUCAUGUGCCUACAUUGAUGAAUUUCCCAAGUGGAGAAUGGAUUUGUACUUUUUGUCGAGACUUGUCUAAACCAGAAGUUGAAUAUGAUUGCGAUGAUCCCAGUUACAGCUCAGAAAAACGAAAAUCUGAAGGACAUGGGAGACUAACACCAAUAGAUCAAAGGAAGUGUGAAAGACUACUUUUGUUCCUUUACUGCCAUGAAAUGAGCUUGGCUUUUCAAGAUCCCGUUCCUUCUACAGUGCCUGAUUAUUACAAAAUAAUUAAAAAGCCUAUGGACUUAUCUACCAUCAAGAAGAAACUCCAAGUGGAUUCCCCAGUGUACACAAAGCCUGAAGAUUUUGUGGCUGAUUUCCGACUGAUUUUUGAAAAUUGUGCUGAAUUUAAUGAGCCCGAUUCUGAAGUAGCAAGUGCUGGUAUAAAACUUGAAAGUUAUUUUGAAGACCUUCUGAAAAACCUUUAUCCUGAGAAAAAAUUUCCAAAGCAGGAAUUCAAGAAUGAAACAGAGGAUACCAUAUUUAGUGAUGAUUCAGAUGAUGACUUUGUACAGCCACGGAAAAAGCGUCUCAAAAGCAUUGAUGACCGCCAACUGUUUAAAUAAGUGGCACAGUAGCAAGGACUGGUUUGAACUUUUUUUUUUUAAGCCUUUUUAUUAGUGAUUAACAUAAUUACAAGGAAAAGUCCAUGACCACUCUGACUUUUAGGUUUGUGGAUGUGUAAUAGAUGUUGAUUUCCUUAAUAUCCCAUUUCUCUCUCUCACACACACCCUAUCCCCAUUAACUAAAGGAAAAAAGCAUCAUUGAAGAUCGAGACAGACCUUCCCCCUUCUCAGAAAUUACAAAACGGCAUCUGAAAGAGUAGCUGCAUGACUAUUCUAAAGAAGGGAGAAAGGCUUUAUUUAGACUUAAUGUUGAAAACUUAAAUAUGGUUUCAACGUGUGAAUUAAUCCAUUUUCAGAAAAUGUGAUACCACUACCCAUUAUUCUUACCAAAGGCACGUGGCUGACUAUAAGUUUAUUCUACUGUACUUAACAGUAUGCCACGAAGAUGAUAUUAUUAAAUGUCCUAGGAUAAUGAUUGGUGCGAUUGAAGUAUAGGUAGAUGCUACUAAGGAAGUACCUGAUGGUCUGUCAUGUAAUAUGGAGAGUGUAUUAAAGAAAAAUCAGGAAAACAAAUGCUUGGAUCUAUUUUUUGGCUUGUCUGUGAAGAUGUUUUUAUGUAUCAGGUGUGUUUAGGCCACUAGCCAUUCAUUUCUGGAACUAGAGUCUUCUUUAUUAUUGCCUCUGACAGAGGAAGUGCAGGUGUGACUUGUUUUUUACUCUUGAUAAAAGCCCUCAUUCAUUAUCACAUGGCUUUGGAUUGAAUUCUUUGAAAUACAGUCAUUUGCACUGUAUGUGAUAUGAAGUUGCUUCACCAUACACCUUUGGGCAUUAAUGAACUUUUAAAAAAAAGAAUAUGUAGUUUCUGUGGUUAUCACUGUCUCGUGUUGUUUAGAAUGAAACUGUGUUUUGGAGUAAAAAUAUUUUAUGGAAUUUUUGUUAGAUGUUCUCUGGAGCAUUUGCUGUUCCCUACCUUGGUUUUAAUAGUGUCAGAUCUCAAUAAUGUCAUCUUAAACACUUCUUUGUGGUUGAACUUUGAUUAGAUUUCAUAUCCCAUCAGACCUGAAAGAAACAAAAAGUUCUCCCUCCUGAUUUUGUAUUGGGCCAGGCUUAAGACUGCCCAGAUUUUACUCCUAUUUGUUCAUUGUUUUCAAGGUUGAGGCAAAUAAUUAAAGGGAAAAAAAUGUAGAUUAGAAAAGAAGGAAUAAAAUAGCCUAGCUGUAAUUUUCUAAUAUAUCUGAUGUUGUUUUUUUCUAUGCUGAUAGGACUUGAGUGAAAUUUUCUUUUGUUGAAGUGGUAUAACACCACAGCUGAACUUAUUUAGAAGAAUUCUUAUAGCUUAUGCCACCAGUCAAGGAUAAAAACCUGGCACAGGCACUAUAAAAACAUCCUAUUUGAUGAUAUUCUGAAGCUAAUUAGUUGGGUUUUAAGGUGCAGCUGAGGAUGACACAAAGAGUAGAUUAACCACAAGCAAUAGCUUCAUUUCCUGUUUCCUCUAUUCAGAGAUAGUUCUUGCUCCUAAAAUAUUAAUACUCCUUUUCAUGUCAUUUUGUGUAGGAUCUUUUAGAGGUCUUAAACCUGGAUCAUAGACUUAAGAAAGCAACUAUUAUGAGGUGUUUAUCGUGGUUUUGAGUAUAUUUGUGGACAAAUUGAGAAAAGCUAUCAUUUAUAGUUGACUUUUUUCAGCAGUCUUAGUCUAGGAAUGAAAUGGCAUUAUUAGCACAAAAACUAUUGACCCGUUUGUAAGUGUUUUGUCUGUUGGGCUACUAUUCUUGUCACAACUUGUACCCUAUAGACCUUCCCUACUCAUCCCUUGGGUUGGAAUAGAGCAACAUAGCUAGACUGCUGUAAGGAGGGCAACCAAAGGGAUAUGAAGCUUGAGCGGGGGGAGAAUGUAAUUUUCCAAAUAAAACUGAGCCAGAAUUCCUGCAAGCAUGUACAUACAUACCUCUUACUGUGGUAUUCAGUGCCAUAUCAUUUUUUUUUUCAGUGCAAACUGUCAGGUUACCUGCUUUACCUCUGCUAUAUUUAAGCAUUUGAGAGAGAGAAAGAGAGAGAGAAAGAGAGAGAGAGAGAGAGAGAGAGAGAAAGCUCAUGUUCCUAUGGUUAAAGUGCUUUCCUCAGAAUAGUAGGUAGUCUUAAGUGUUAUUACUCCAAUUUUACAGAUGAUGAAACUGAAGCUGAAAGAAGUUAAUUUCUCCAAGGUUAUGUGGCUAGUAAAUGUUCAAACUGCAACUUAAAACUGGAUCUUCUGAUCCAGUCUUUCCACUAUAUCACACUGCCUCUGAGUAUAUUUCAUAUUAAGCCACCUAGAACAUUGAUUGUUUCAGUAUCAUUGUGUGAGAUCAUCUCUGCAAUUUCUGUAGCAUUUCUAAAUGCCCUACAUAUCUUAAUUCAAUUAAGCAUACAAGCACCUGCUAUGUGCUUGGGACUCGGGUUACAAAGUUAUAGUGAUACAGUCCUUAAAUUACCUCGUAUUGCUUGCUACCUUAUUAACAAGUUCCCCUGGUGCCUGGCUGUAUCCUAGUCAUAAUGUUCUUGUAUCCUUUUGGCAGAGGACAUUAAGAGGGCCCUAGUCUUGCCACAUCCCUAGGAUGAAGAAAGGGCUGUAAAAAGUGUUCAUUGUGACUCAGGCUUCCCUGACCUAAACUUGUGAACUCCAGCUUCUACUUCUGUCUUGGAAACCCAGCAAAGUUUCUCUUUGGAUUUAGUUGCAGGAGUCAGAGAUGCAAGUCUCAGAACUCAGUAGCCCUGUUUAUAAACUCUAUGCUACCUUAUCCCUAGUAUCAAAGUUCUGGAAGACAGUAAAAAUAGGCUGGCCCAACCUCAUGAACCCCAAGUACUACAGAGGGGCUAGGAUCACGCAUUCUUACUCACACAUACACACACACACACACACACACACACCAACAACAACAACCCUUUCCUUAUAGGGAUGGGCUGUUCAACUUUGUAGCAGGGGAAGCCAGGUAUACAAAGCAGUGACUUACUGAUCAGACCACUUGGUCUAGUAUUCACAAGCUAUUUUCAGAAUUUUCAUAAUGCAGCAGACCUUUAAAUUACAGUAAUUUAUAUUACUGGAUUUAAACUACUUCAGAUCAGUAUUUGGUAAUGAAAUAAUCUUUAAAAAUUGGAUUGCAUUCUAUUUAUUUCUUUUCAUUAAUUGGGAAUUAGACCAUCCUUUAGAUCAUUUCUGAAGGGAGCAAGGGUUGCUAGUUUAUAGACUUAACUAACUAAAUGCCAAGAAACAAACUUAAUAGGCUUCUCCCCUUGCUUUAUAAUGGUACCCUCUUUUAACCUAAUGACUGUGUGAUGGUUGUACAACAGAAGUAGUGUAACCUAUGAAUACUUUCAAAACAGUAUGAGGUCCCCACAGUCAAAAAGCUAAGUAUUAGUUAUUCUGAUAAUGAAUUUUGCAUUUCAGAGUCUUGGGCUACAAGAAAGCUUGAACUUUCAAGUCAAAAAUCACAUGAUGAAGCUAGUGGGACAGGAAAGUAAAGUAAGGGUCUUCUGUUUUCUAGGGCCUAGUCUACCAAUUAAUAUGAAUUCAGAAAAAAAUAAGUUGCUGCAUGUGAUCAAAAGGUUAUUGGUUGAAAUUGAAGAUUUAUUCAUUUCCUGUAUGUGUCCUGCAUUCAUUAUAAAUGAGAGAAAUAGAGUGAUCUGAUUGGCUGUUGGAAUUACAAGCAUCACCAUGAGUUCAACCACCCAAUUCCUACUUAAAAUUUAACCCCUUUAAAAUAGCCAUGUAAAUAUUUUUUAAGCAUUUUAUAACAUUGUGUAAAUUUAUAUUUAAUGUCUUUUUACAAACUGAUUGCACCUAGCUUUCAUCUUUAUAACACUGGGUGUGAAAUUAAUAGGCCAUAAUUCACAUACUGGUGGAUCUUGUUCCUGAAUAAUGCUAGCCAAUCAGAUUACAGAUUUCUUUCUUCAUGGAGGAAUCACUUUAUUGUGAAGGACAUCUGAUGCAGUAGUCUUUGUUACUGUUAUGUAUGGAAUGUUUUGUUUUUGGCAGACUGUGGUGCUUUGAUUUUAAUAAAAUAAACUUGAAUGAA
Molecule: messenger RNA, 8250 nt
Organism: Monodelphis domestica (gray short-tailed opossum)
Lineage: Eukaryota; Metazoa; Chordata; Mammalia; Didelphimorphia; Didelphidae
Gene: TRIM24
Product: tripartite motif containing 24
Cellular component (GO): chromatin
Molecular function (GO): protein binding; zinc ion binding
Source: RefSeq, a predicted model, not a curated record